This is a messenger RNA of Chinchilla lanigera (long-tailed chinchilla), 584 nucleotides long. RefSeq names its product prolactin-inducible protein homolog. The coding region runs from base 39 to 485 and encodes 148 amino acids. Gene Ontology annotation, cellular component: extracellular region. NCBI's taxonomy places the organism in Eukaryota, Metazoa, Chordata, Mammalia, Rodentia, Chinchillidae. Gene Ontology annotation, molecular function: aspartic-type endopeptidase activity. Gene Ontology annotation, biological process: regulation of immune system process; proteolysis. The record is from RefSeq and is a predicted model, not a curated record. The transcript is spliced from 4 exons.
ACUACUGUCCCUGGACAUCACCUCCUGAGUCCCCCAGGAUGCAUGCUCUCCAGCUCCUGUUCAGGGCCAGCCCUGCCGUCCUGCUCCUGGUUCUGUGCCUGCAGCUGGGGAUCAGCACAGCCCAGGAAGACACAACUAGUCGAAGGGCGAUAAUACUCGAUAUGGAGAUGCCACAAGCAGCCAGAGCCGGUGAAGAAGUCACCUUGAAGCUUAACGUUCAGACAGAAUUGCGAGAAUGCAUGGUGAUUAAAACUUACCUUAGAAGCAGCAAGCCAAUUGAUGGCAGCUUCAACUACAGAUACACCUCCUGCCUCUGUGGAGAUUACCCAAAAAAUUUCUACUGGGACUUCCAGACCAGCAGCACCGUACAAGUUGAAGCAGUGGUUAAUGCUGUUCGGGAGUUGGGUAUCUGCCCUAAUGAUGAUGCAGUGAUCCCCAUCAGUGCAGAUAUAUUUUGGAUUACAGGUACACUGGACAUAUAUUAAGGGAAACCCUUGUGUAUCUCACAAUGCCCGUGUGGUUUCCUCUAAGUAAGCAUGGCUCUGGUAGCUGUUGUGCGCUCUAAAAUAAAAUCAUGAAAAACU